This is a messenger RNA of Leptosia nina, 1221 nucleotides long. The record is from the annotation of a GenBank genome assembly. NCBI's taxonomy places the organism in Eukaryota, Metazoa, Arthropoda, Insecta, Lepidoptera, Pieridae.
AUGACGGAAUAUACAAUAAAUAAUUUACCAACUGAAACCUUUAUUGAAAUUCUACUUAAAACAGACGGACAAACUCUUAUAAGAUGCCGGCAAGUGUGUAAAAAGUGGAAAGAGACUAUUGACAACACAGAUAUAUUAUGGCAAGAAAUGUGUCGGCGGGAAUUUAGUAAAUCUUCCAAAAUAGCGAAGAAGAAAAGUGGCAAUAUAAUAACUUGGUAUCACGUUUAUAGAAACCUCAAGUUGUGGGCAGACGUGUUCUCUUACGAUAAGACAGUGAAAGAAUUCUACAAAUUCAACCUGCAUGACACUUCACAUAUUUUAGAAGUGAACUACGGAGUGCUUCCAAUAAAAGAUGCAAAAGGAACAACCUUUUACGACAUGCUAGACUUGAAAUAUAUCCCUGUUGCAUUUCCAGAGAAGAAGUACCUGAAAAUAAGUAACAAUGACAUAGCAACAGUUGUUCAUAUAAAGUCAGCUAUUUACAUACAAAGAACAGUAUCAGACCCAAGUUAUAUGAGCGAAGUAUAUUUUAAAGCCGACAAAUAUGUAUUGGACGGAGAACUUCUAUUUUUCUUCAAUAACAGAGACAUUUUUAAAUGUAAUCUGUUGCAAAAAGAUCUAUCAGCUAAGUUAAUACAUCAUUGUAACUAUGAUAUCAAAGAAAUACAGUAUAAUAACAAAACUUUAUUUUUAUUUACUGAUCGUGGAAAAAUACUUAAUAUAUAUGAAGAUAAUUCGGUAAAAGAAACGAAAAUUAACUGUCCAGCAGAAUGGAUAGUGCACAUCAAGAAUAUAAAUGCAGUUGACGAUAGGAAUUUUAUAUGCUACUCUAGAACCUUAUUUAAAAUUGAAACGGAUGAUAAUUGUCAUUUAUACCUGGACUUUCCUCCCAUAACGGCUUUAUAUUUUUAUAUUGACAUAGUACUGAUUGGAUUGAAAAAUGGCAGUAUUCUUGUGUACAGAUUGUCUAAACAAAAGAAAUCUCAAAGACCAAUGUUUGAGCCACUGGUAGAAUUGCCAGAUGGAAAAUUUGCUGUACAACUGGAUGUGUGCGAACGGAAAUCUGGUCCUGUUAUCUUAGCAGCGACAUUUCUCGAGUUGUAUGUUAUAGAUAUAAAAUUUUUCCCUAAUGAACCGGCCACAAAGAAUACUUUCACAAACAAUAAAUUAGACAUGUACCAAAGAUUAAAAAGGCUUAAAGAGCGACUGGAGUCAACAUAG